Messenger RNA from Chilo suppressalis (striped riceborer), 7311 nucleotides. The record is from the annotation of a GenBank genome assembly. Lineage: Eukaryota; Metazoa; Arthropoda; Insecta; Lepidoptera; Crambidae.
AUGGAGCCAGGUGGUGAGGUGGCACAGUAUAGGACUGCUCCCGGCGGCAGUAGGGCGGCGGGCGUGCAGGGCGGAGUACGUGAGAUCGAGAGGGACGCCACUACAAUGCCGUUGCCCUCGAGAGAAGGUCUGACUACACCGAGGAGUGCUCGUACUCCUAUCACCCGGAAGACUCCGACCACCUUUCCACAUCAACGCUUGAAGAAGGAGAAGUCCCUGGACAGCCCCCCGGAAAUGGACUCGCCUGUGGGUAGCGUCAGCAGCGACCUGCGCCGCCAGAACGAGGAGCUGCGAGCCCGUCUCGCCGGCGAGUCUGCCGAUCACAAGCGGCGACUCGACGCCUACCGCCGCGCUCAGCAGGGGCAGGCGGCUUUAGUCUCGAGACUGCAAGCUAAGGUGUUGCAAUACAAGCAACGAUGUUCGGAGUUGGAGACCCAAAUGCUGGAGACUACUCCUCGCAGCGACCCGUCCACCUACCGGCCGGGGAAGAGCGCCAUCGCGCUCCCGCCGCCGAGCACUCUGCCCACCUCCGGGAGCUGCGCCGACUCCCGGAGGGACGAACGCAUCAACGACUUGGAGACGGCACUGCGCCGCCUCGAUGAGGAAAAGCGCAAGUGUGAGAAAUUGGUGUCUCAGAACAACUUACUCCGUGAUCAACUGGAGGAGUCCCAUCAGUUGAAUGAAGCUCUCACGGGUGACCUGCAGAAGCUGACUAACGAUUGGGAAGCUCUCCGAGAUGAGAUGUCCAUCAAGGAAGAUGAGUGGAAGGAUGAGGAACAGGCUUUCAAUGACUACUACUCAAGCGAGCACAACCGCCUACUCAAUCUGUGGCGUGACGUGGUGGCAGUGAAGAGAUACUUCAAUGAACUGCAGGCCAGCACUGAGCGAGACCUGUUCCGAGUGAAGAGCGAUCUGGACUCGUCUGUGCGGGAGCUCGUGGGCACUCUUACUGGAUACUCGAUCAACACACACGCCUCACAGGGGAUAAAGCCGGACAACCAUCCAGCCCUAAUGCAGUGUCUCUCCGGAUCCACCACCAGCGUGGGUCUGGAGACUUUACGCGUCGAACUGCGGGAUAUGACGUCACAGCGCGACACGGCGCUGACCGAGCUGCGUGAAAGAGACGCACGUAUACAGCGGCUCUUGGGAGAACUACAGGGAUUGGAGGAGCGAUGCGAGUGCGCAGAAGUGGCGUGUUCCGAAGCUAAUGUUAUGCGAUCCGCGUUAGAAGAGGUCGCUCGAGCGCUCAUACACGACUCUGACUGCGAUCCUGGCACUCUGCACCAUGUGUCUGACAGAUCUCCCAAGCGUAGCGUAUCGCAGACGGCCAACGCGACAGCGUUCGCAGAGAGCACCAUAUCAGCGGUGCAGGCGGCUCUCCACAAAUACCAGAUACAAAUACACGAGUUGCAGGUGAAACUUCAGAAUGCUCGGGAGCAACUUGCGACGAACAGGAAGCAGUGUGAGACAGCCGACUGUAAUGUCACAUCGCUGGAGUCUAAGGUGCAAGAUUUGCAAGGUAAAUUGGAUCAGGCGAACGCUGAUCUCAAUCAAAUGAUGCAGGAGAAGGAGAUGAUGCAGAAGACCAUAGAGACCUUGAGAAUAGACAAGAACAACCUGGAAAGGAACAGACUUGAAAUCAACGCUAUGGUGGAGUCUUUGACAUCUGACUAUGAGAAACUGCAGAAGAUAAACUGUCGGCUGGAGAAGAACAUAGAAUCGUUAGAGAACGAGAAGCGGACACUCGGCGCUGAGGUCGACCAUUUGCAUCGCGAGGCGGCUAACAGGGAAUCUGUACUUAGAGCUGAAGAGGAGAGGUCAUCUCGCCUCCGGUCGGAGCUAGUAAGCACGAGGGAAGAACUUCACAAGACCUCAUUGUGCCGAGACCUGCUGGACCAACAGAAGCUGGAGGCCGACUCCAUACUAGCGCAAAUGGAGAAACAUAGAAGUGAAUUGGAGAUUGAGUUGGAGAGGACUAUAAUGGAGAGAGGAGACUUACAAGAGCUGGUGGAGAAACUCGAGGCGGCCGUCAGGAACUUGGAGGGGGACAAGAGGAAACUGCAGGACGAUGUGAAACACCUAGAAGACGAGAAGUCUUCCCUAUCGAACCAGUCAUCAGAACAGCAGGGCGAUCUCAACUCCUUACGUAAAGAGUUACUGGUGGCGGAACAGACGCGGAUGGAGUUGGAAGCCGAUAAAGCGUCCCUCUGCGAGAAGAUCAAGUUCCUGGACGGGGAGAGGGAGAAGGUGGAGUUGGAGUUGAGACAGGUGGCCAGGGAACGCGGCGAGCUAAGCUCCCAGCUAUCAGGCAUGGUUCGCAAGAAAGACGCCCUCAAUGAAGAGAUGAUGAGACUGCAGCAACGGCUCGAGCAAGCCAACGAGACCAUAGGCCGGGUCAAUAGAGCCCUCGAAGAACACGCUAAAGACGGCGAGGAAAAACAAAUCCUCAUAGAUAGCUUGGACAAAGAUCGGCAACACCUCCAAGAACAGCUUGCCAGCGUUAGAGCUGAGAAGGACGCUCUAGAAGCCGUGCUGUUUGAUACCGCCAAUAUGCUCGACGAUUCUGACAACAAAAGGAAUAAGCUAGAACAAGAUCUGCAAGAGGCUAAGGUCCAGCUGGAGAACUUUAAAGGUCAAAUCAGUCGCCUCACCAAGGACUUGGAGAACAGUGAGAAGAAAUUACGCGACACUCGCAACAGCUUACAACAGCAGGCCGGCAAGAAGGAGGCAGAAUAUCAGCAACUCAUUGCCAAUCUGAACCGCACUACUACGGAUAACAUCACCAAGCUCAAAGAGGAGAAGGAGCAACUCCGUCAAUCCUUGGAGCAUAAGUUGAACCAGACGGUCGCGACGCUGACGAGCGAGAAAGAAGCAUGCGAGGCCAGCGCGAGGGAGAGAGAGAAGAAGCUAUUGGUGACACGAGACCAACUCAUAUUGCAACACGACGAGGCAAUGCUCAGAGCGGAGAACGAUAAGCAACAGGCAUUGCUUAUGGCCCACCAAGAGCAGCAAGCAUUGAUAGAACGUUAUGAAGAAGCGAAGCGUGCCUUAGACUGUGAACAGAACAAACUGGAGAGACUGAGAAGGGAAGCUCAAGCCCGCGCUGACCAGGAUCGCGCUUUCAAUAAUCAGCUUAAGGAUGAAGCGGCUGCUUUGAAGACACGUCUCGAGGAAGCUAAGGCGGCGGCUGAAGAUGACUGCGCUCGUUACGAGACGCGCAUCAAAGAGUUACACUUGGAGAAAGAAUCUGUUUGUCGCGAGUUGACAGAAACUCGCGCGCAACUCUCAUUGGCCGAGGAUAAGUACGAUAAUGCGUACGCGCAGCUGCAGGACACCAUGAGGAAACUGAAGGAGUUGGAAAACGAAGCGGACAGUCUCCGCAAAGAGUUGACCGACGUCCGUCGUCAGUUGACCAACUGUACCGCGGAAAGGGACAAAUAUAACAGCAGUUGCCGCGAGUUGAGAGAACACGUCAAGAGAUCCGAACACGAGAGACGGGAAGCUGUGAGGACCAGAGAUGAUGCUUACCACAAGAUCGCUGGACUGGAGGAGACCCGCACUUCGUUAGAAUUGGAGCUGUCUCGGGUCCAGAACAUGUUGAAGGAAUGCGAGAGUGGAGGCGACCACGUCUCCAGAGAACUGAAGACUACUGAAGCUCAGCUGAAGAGGGAACGGGCUGCCUUGGAACAAGCUCAACACGAUAUCAAGGAGUUGCAGGCCAGGCUGCAGAACGAGAGCGAGGAGCGGGAACGUUGCGGCAACGACGCGGCCGCGGCGCGGCGACACGGCGCCGAGCUCGAGGCGAUGCUCAACGCCUGCAGGAACGAGCUCAACAACACCCGCGCCCGCGCCGCUGAUCUGGAGGAGGCGUGCCGCGCUAGAGACCAGGAACUAGUACUACGUCUAGAAGAUUGUCGUUCCAAGGAGCGGCGACUGGAGGAGUUGAAGCACAAUUUGGAAGUGUGCCUCGCCGAUGCAACGCAACAGAUACAAGAGCUGAAGGCUCGUCUUGGCGGUAGCGAAGGCCGCUGUCGCGCUCUAGAAGCUUCUUUAACACAAUGCGAGACCGGCAAGCGUGAGGCAGAAGCAAAACUGUCGUCCAUAGCCCACGCCUUAAGGCGAGUGUGUGGAGUCCAACCCGAUGGCAGUGUCCACGCGGCCACAAGGAAGAGGCUAUCCAGUCCUGCUAGAAGAUAUAGCCCGCAUAGAGGUCGCGAUCGUGACCACUCUGAAGACCGCAACGAAAUCAUCGACGUGGACCCCGAACUCAUCAAGAAGGGCGUCAGGAAUCUGAUGCAUGAAGUUUGUCAGAUUGAGAGGGAAAAGGACGACCUCAAAUCCCAAGUAACAAUGAUGAAGAAGCAGUUGAAGGAAGCGAGCGAUCAACAGGGCAAGGGUGAAGGCAAGCUGCAAGCCGUCACCAGCAACCUGCGGAGCGUGCAGGAAGAUCGCGCGCGCCUGCAGGCCCAGUGCGGACAGCGGGAGGCGCAGCUCAACGCAUUGAACGAGUCAGUGCAGACGAAAACGGUUGAGAUCAGCAACUUGAGAGACAAGAUCACGAGCCUGGAGGCAACGCUCAGUUCCGUCACCGAUGAGAAGGUCCAGAACGAGAACAAAUCGGAAAACUUGCGUGUACAAUUAGCAGAACGGGUGCAGGAAGUGGCGCAACUACGAGAGGCAUUAGCGGCUGCAGAAGGUCGUGCGGCUCGUUUAGAUGUCCGUCGUGCUCAAUUAGAAGGCGAUAUACAGCGAGCUGCCGUCGCAGCACGAGACAGAGAUCAGGCGCUCAAGAAACUGCAAGAACGCUGCGAAGGCUACACACGCACUAUAACCUCGCUAGAAGAAAGGUGUACCUCUCUUAAGGGUACUGUGGAACAGCUCUCCGCUUCGCUGCAAAAGGCGGCCGCCGCUGAAAGCGAAUUACGUUCCGAUCUCGCCAAGACUCAGCGCCAACUGAAUGAGGCCAAGAACAACGAGCACAGUGCUGUAGACAAGCUGAGACAGAUGCAGAAGAAUGUCUCAAAUUGCGAGAAUGAAAGACGAGUUUUAACCGAGAAGCUGGAGAGCGCUAAAUCUGCUCUGGGCGAACUGAAGAGGCUCAACUCUUCGCUGGAAGACCAGGUGCAUCGCCUCACCAACCAGCUAUCCAACGUGGAGGUUCAGAGAUCCGGCCUAGAGUCCCAACUGCGCAUGACCACGUGGGACGGCAAAGACAGCAGCGAUAGCGAGUUAGAACGAGAACUGCAUAACUUACAGCGUGAAAGAUCCGAACUGAAGGCCAAAUGUGACGCCUUACAAGACAGAGUGAGCAAACUGGAGGCCGAACGACGCAUGGUCACCAGACCCUCGGCUUUAAGAAGCAAGAGCCAUGACAGGGCUGAUAAGAGUGUCUACUACUCAGACCUGGAUUCAGGUGCCGAUUCGACGAAGGAUUCUAUACGUCCUUAUAAGGACGUUUGCAUCCCGACCAAGGACAAGGGAUGCGUUGAUCUCACACUUCUAGAGCUCGAGAAUAGAGAACUGAAAGUCAAAAUAAGACGGUUGGAGAAGGACUUGGCUGAUAAGGAAGCUGAGUUAUCCCAGGCGCGUAGUCGGUACAUGUCAGAGCUGGGGUGCCGUUCUCCUAGCCGUCGCGAAGACGUUGAGCAAUACAGACAAGCGGCACUGGAGGCUGAACGAAUGCUGGAGACCAGGGAGGCCAACUAUCGCCACCAGAUCAUGCGGCUGGAGCACCAGGCGGCGCAGCUUCGUUCGCAACUAUCGGCGGAGAUCCGGCGCCGGCAGUCGUACGUGGCCCGCAGCGGGCGCGCCGCGCGGGACAUGCAGCGCCUGCGCAGCGCGCUCGGAGACUCCCUGCGCACCGUGUCGCAGGACCCAGCGCUGGACUCAUACACGUUGGAACACGAGGCCAGGAAGUUGGACAACACGCUCGCACAUAGCCUACCGCCGCUCAACGACAGCUCAGACUACUCCAAAUAAUUCCGCGAAUAAUGCAUUACCCUUAGAUUAAAACAUAAAGGGAAGAUACGGUACGCUCAUAUUAGCAUCAAAUAAAAUAUGCUCCGACUCAACUACAUGAGCAACUCUCACACACGCACACGCCUGUAUAUAAACAUUCAAUCGAGCGAGCGAGACAGAAUUAUACGCUUCAACGCAGCGCGAGCGAAAUGGCUUGUCCGCGGCCGGGUCCGCACGGCUGAGCUGUAUUGUUGUCCUUUUCUUGAUAACAAAAUGGCGAUUACGUAAAUGACAUUCACGACAAACCAAUAAUGCUUAUGACCAAAUAAUAAUGUUUGAGUAAAAAAUGUUUUUACAGUUUUACGAAGACAUUGGUCAAGUCGAUUCUAGCAUGAUUUUCUAAACCUAAACUUAAAUUUUACUGCAGUAUAUCCUUGUCAUUCUCUAUACAGAAUGAAAAGGAGAGACUGGUGUUAAAUUGAGUUUCAAGUUUAGAGAAUCACGCCAGAAUUGUCACCAUUUUUUAAUCUUUAUAACACAGAAUAUACGCAAUAUCGUUAUAUUGAGUGCACAUCCAGCGUGUUUGAAUGUCCAAUUGUGACUGAAGCGAAUUGUGGUCAUGCACCACAAUUUAAGCGGAUCACUUUUGAGCCGCGAGUGCCGUAUCUUCCCUUUUUGUUUUAAUAUAAGGCAUUUCACUAUGUUGUCGAAGAAAAUUGACUACUAUUACAAAGCAUUAAGAUUGUAGAGGAGCGAGCUUCCCUUUUUUUAUAGUAAUUGCUGUCACACACAGUCUGUCGUCACUCAACAACAGCUCUGACUUUUCCAAAUAAUCCCUAUGGUGUUGAAGAAAUUUGACUUCUAUUACCACGCACUAAGAGUGUUGGCGUGCGAGCUCUCCCUGUAGUUUUGGCACCUUGUCUGUAAUCUUCGUUACGAAAAGCGGAAACAAUGUUAACACAUGAAAAAAUAUGUUGAAUAGCGUCAAACACAGACCGUCAAAUUAUGAAGUAACUGAAUAACUAAAAGUCGGUAAUAAAUAAUACCUAACUACCUAGGAACUUCAGAGCAAUUUAAUUAGUCGCGUUAUAAGUAUUUAUGGACAUUUCAAAUGAAAGCCAAAUCUAACAAAAAGAUUAUACAGUAAAUUUUUACAGCUUCUCGUGAUGGCGAAUAUAGAACUUUAUUUCGGCAAAUUUGCAAUUAAUUCAAGAAAUAAUUUGUGAUGCAAUUUUAUAUAUAUAAGCAAACGCAUUCUAGUCAUACGGUUUUUAUGAAUAAGGGCAUAGUUUAUAUAAUGCAAUAGGGAUGAUGACUAAUUUUUUUUUGCUUCGUUUAUCAGGUAGAUUAUCA